AUGGCCGGAAUCAUGGGCAAGAUCGGAGACGCACUCCACAUCGGAGGCGAUAAGAAGGACGAGAACAAGAAGCACGAAGGUGAAUAUUCGUCUGACCACAAGAAACAGGAGGGAGACUAUAAGUCUGACCACAAGCCGGAGAAAAAGGAAGGGAUCGUUGAUAAGAUCAAGGACAAGAUCACCGGAGAUGGCGGGAGCAAGCAGCAGCAGCAGCGACAGCGAUUAGAUCACUAUGAUCGCUCAUCCUCUUCGAUCUCGAAUCGAGGAGGAUGGAGUCAUGUAGAAAGUGCUUUUUCUAGUCUGCUUUUUCGUUGAAAUAAAAUGUAAUAAAAAUACUAGAAUUAGAAAAAAAAAAAAAUCAGUCCUUGGAUUGUUGCUUGAUCCAUGAUCUAUGGGUGUAAUUGCUACUAAAAGAUGGAAUGAAGUUUUAACAGUUUGCGUUUACUUUAUACAUCUUUAAUUGCCUUUGGAGUUUUGACUUGAUACGAAGAUAUUU
This is a messenger RNA of Lactuca virosa, 496 nucleotides long. The record is from the annotation of a GenBank genome assembly. Lineage: Eukaryota; Viridiplantae; Streptophyta; Magnoliopsida; Asterales; Asteraceae.